Nasonia vitripennis (jewel wasp) is the source of this 1798-nucleotide messenger RNA. RefSeq names its product histidine protein methyltransferase 1 homolog. Gene Ontology annotation, biological process: peptidyl-histidine methylation, to form tele-methylhistidine. Lineage: Eukaryota; Metazoa; Arthropoda; Insecta; Hymenoptera; Pteromalidae. The transcript is spliced from 7 exons. Gene Ontology annotation, molecular function: protein-L-histidine N-tele-methyltransferase activity. The record is from RefSeq and is a predicted model, not a curated record. The coding region runs from base 363 to 1223 and encodes 286 amino acids.
AAAAGUUAAUUGGUAAAUGCGAGUACAAGGUCGCUGUAUGUAAUUUAUUGCUCGAUAACGUUAAUAUAUAAUUUUACGCAAUUUUACCUACUUAUAUAAAAAGCUGCUGGAAUUCUCAUUUAUGGCCAUAGAAUUUUCUUUACUCAUUGAAGAAUUGCUGUAUUCUUUAAUUGUUAAAAAAUAGGUUGUCAUUUAAAAGGCUCUUAUAUCGAUACAGUAGAUUCCUAUUCGAAACCCGGCACCACGUUGCGCGAAUGUUUUCAUUCUCGUACUUAUGUAUAUUGUAUAUAUACCUAGUAGCUUAUACUUAUUUCAACGUUUCUUAAAAAGUGAGUUACAGUGCGUUAUGUAUUGUUGAUAAAAUGUUUACAUUUAAUUUUUCCAAGAAUAACUCCAGUCAAGAAAAUGAAACAGAUAAAAAUUGUGAUAAAACAAACCAAUUAAAUUGGUUGCCAGCUAAAGAAAUUGAAAUACCACAGCAAUAUUUUAAAAAGAAUCAUGAAAGUAUAGACUAUGUAACAAAUUCAGCUAUCCCUGAUUUUACAUUAAAGUUAGUUGAUUCGGACAAAGUUGUUAUAAAACUGACUGAAGAAAAUUGUGAAAAUAUAAUUGAAGCUGAGUCUCAGCAUUCUGAUUUGCUGCCAGCAAAAUAUGAAGGUGGGCUGAAAAUUUGGGAAUGCACUUAUGACUUGGCAAAUUAUUUGCUGACAGAAAAUAUUUCUCUCAGAAACAAAGCAGUGUUAGACUUAGGCUGCGGUUCUGGAUUCAUUGGCCUUGUUGCUUUUCUUCGAGGUUCAACUGUUCACUUUCAAGACUAUAAUUCUGAAGUCAUUGAAUCAGUUACAAUACCAAAUGUAAUACUGAAUUGUGAUGAACAUGAUGCUGUAAAAGAAAGAUGCAAAUUUUUCUGUGGAGAUUGGGAGUCAUUUGCUAAUCUUUUGACAAAAGGCAAUGAUGAUUUGAAAUAUGACUUUAUUUUUACCAGUGAGACUAUUUACAAUCCAGAUAAUCAUCAUAAGCUGUAUGAGGUUUUUAAGCAAAAGCUCAGUAUAAAUGGAAUUGGCUUUAUCGCUGGAAAAACUUAUUAUUUUGGAGUUGGUGGUGGAAUGCGACAGUUUGAAGAACUUAUUUUAAAAGAUGGUAUCUUUGAUGUAAAAGUAGUAUGGAAAAGUGAUGAAGGAUUGCAAAGAGAGGUGUUAAAACUAGAAAGAAAUACUGUUUAGAAAAGGGAUCAAAUUUAUAACAAUCAAAAGUAUAAAAGUAUGAGUCUGCACAUACUUGGUAUGCAUCAGUCGGGCAUAGAUGAGCGUUUUUCCAGCAUCGCAAAGACCCGUAAGAAGUACAUUGUGCCCGACAGAUGUUCUGCGUCUCCAUAGAGCGAAGAGGACUAUCAAAGAGACAUAAGAUGUUGAGAAACAAUAAUUGUACAAAGCAGAAAUAAUUGUUUGUGUACAUUAUUCUACACAGAGCUAAGAGCUACAAAUUUAUAGGCUACAGUGAUAUGAUAAUAAGAACACACCCAAGUGAUCGUUAAGUACAAAAGUUAGUUUAAUUAUAAGUUAGAUUCUAUAUAGGUCAUGUAUUUCUUUUGUUAUUAUGUGUUUAAUUACAACGUUAUAAUCGUCGUUCUAUUGGCCCUGGUACUGAUAUUUCUGAACUUUUUCAGUAUCUUUCACAUACUGUUCAAUAUUUUGUAUUACCUAUGAAGAUAAAAUCGAUGUUGGAAAAAUUAUAAUGAAAAACGAUGCCGAAUGCAAAGAAUAAACGAAGGCAUAACCUACAAUAUGCGAGCGAAUAA